UUAGGGUUUUUCACUCUCUCAACCUCAGCGCAGACCACUCUCUCUCUCUUAUUUCUCUCUCUUCAACCCCAUCACACACAACACCAAAUCCAGCAUGGCGGAACGCGGCGGAGAGCGCGGAGGAUUCGGGCGCGGCUUCGGAGGUCGUGGCGGACGCGGAGGCGACCGCGGCCGCGGAGGUCGCCGCCGCGGAGCAGGACGCCGUGAGGAGGAGGAGAAAUGGGUCCCAGUGACGAAGCUCGGCCGUCUGGUGAAGGAAGGCAAGAUCACCUCCCUCGAGCAGAUCUACCUCCACUCGCUCCCCGUCAAGGAGCACCAGAUCGUCGACACGCUCGUGGGCCCCAGCCUCAAGGACGAGGUCAUGAAGAUCAUGCCGGUCCAGAAGCAGACCCGCGCCGGCCAGCGGACCCGGUUCAAGGCGUUUGUCGUCGUCGGCGACGGCAACGGCCACGUCGGCCUCGGCGUCAAAUGCAGCAAGGAGGUGGCCACCGCCAUCCGCGGCGCGAUCAUUCUGGCGAAGCUCUCGGUGAUCCCCGUGAGGAGAGGCUAUUGGGGUAACAAGAUCGGAAAGCCUCACACCGUGCCUUGCAAGGUCACCGGAAAGUGUGGCUCCGUCACCGUCAGGAUGGUUCCGGCCCCUCGUGGUGCUGGAAUUGUGGCGGCUAGGGUUCCAAAGAAGGUCCUCCAGUUCGCUGGGAUCGAGGAUGUUUUCACUUCAUCGAGGGGAUCCACCAAGACGCUUGGAAACUUUGUCAAGGCAACAUUUGACUGUCUAUUGAAGACGUAUGGUUUCCUCACACCGGAGUUUUGGAGGGAGACUCGUUUCACCAAAUCCCCAUUCCAAGAGCACACCGACCUCUUGGCGAAGCCGACCGGUAAACUUCACCUGGAGGCUCCCCCAGAGAGGGUUGACGCUUAAGAGCUGCUUCUUGAGAUUCAGUUUGAGCAAGUUUUUUUAAGAGGAUAUGUUUUGUUAGGCACUUGUUCUGGUUAUAAGAUGUUUUUUCAUUUCUGUCAUGAAAGAUAGUUGUCAUUUUAGUCUUUUUGUCACCGACUGUUAAUUAAGAUUUUGAAUGAACUACUCUAAAUUUUGGUUUGGAUUGAUA
Messenger RNA from Morus notabilis, 1106 nucleotides. Its product is annotated as 40S ribosomal protein S2-4. Bases 95 to 919 code for a protein of 274 amino acids. Gene Ontology annotation, molecular function: structural constituent of ribosome; RNA binding. Gene Ontology annotation, cellular component: ribosome; cytosolic small ribosomal subunit. Gene Ontology annotation, biological process: translation. Lineage: Eukaryota; Viridiplantae; Streptophyta; Magnoliopsida; Rosales; Moraceae. The record is from RefSeq and is a predicted model, not a curated record. The transcript has 2 exons.